GCUCUACCGCCCUACACGGCGGUGUUUUUAGACCCUCUACACUUGGGUUUCUCUCCAUGAGAUAAAGAAAUUGAUAUGUGGACAUCUUGAGUGUCCUAUGAGAUGUCAGAUUGUACUUAGCAUAAUACGUCACACGGACCGUUAUUAAUAUAUUAAUUGCCAUCCACAUAUUUUAACAUACAUGCAUCACAUAUGCACACAUAUAUAUGCAUAUACUCAAUCUCUAUACCUUCCUCUCUUCUUUUACGCACACACUUCGAGCGAGAACUUACUCACCAAUCGCAUCUCUUUCCGACUCACAUUCUUCCGGAUCAUACGAACAAGAGAAGGAAAUUUGACCCCUUGCUGGGUCAGGAAUGCUCAUAAGGCUAAAAUUAAACUGGGGUAGACGUCUCCCUCUGUAACCUGAAUUCAGACUGGAGUUGGGCUAAAGAACCUCUCGCCACUACUUCACUCUUGUUUACCUAACAGCAGUGCGUGUACUUUCUCCUCUCAGCCAGCUUGGAAGUGUCGAGUGUGCUCCAGCCGUGUGACCCCUCGACCCCAGAAUAUAACGUCCGCUGAUAAACUAUACUCACAACACCUGCAAGGGCUCUCGUUGUGUUCCCCGUGUACAAGUAGCGACCUUCCAGUUUAGAACAUGACUUAACCGUCACGUGACGUCGUCUUCCUCCUCCUACCAUUGAUGACGUCACUCUAUUUCUAACCCUGUCAUCGUAUCAACCACGAACUUGUAUUACUGGACUGCUGGCAGACGAUUUUUUUCUAGUUAAGUUUUAAAACGAGUCAUUAGACGACAAAGCUUCCGGUUUAGUCACAUUGUUUAGGCUCGCCGAGACUAACAGGGAAUCACUUUGCAAGAGGCUGAGCGUUGGUCUUGGCAGACAGACAGCUAGCAAUCCACCUAGACACGUCCUUGGUAUCAACGGCCACGCAUGCGCAGUCGUGCGUGCGUCACCAAACGGGUAAUGGAGGACAAAGGCUGGGUAGGGGUGCGGGAUAAGGGAAGAUAAUUUAUUAGGUGCGGGUGACGUGCCCACCGAUGACUGACGACCACGUGAGUGUACAAAGCAGUUCACUACGCAGACUACACACAAGUCGAAAGUGCUUUCUAACAACUGUGAGUAACAGAGACUCGCCUGUCUUUCCCUCGCUUAUCGGUGUUGUCACCUUGACAGAGAUAAUUAGUUUAACUGUUGCUUGUCAAAACAAAAUGUGAUUUUUCUUGGCUCAACAAGGAUGUUGUUCGAGAUAAGAGAGGCAAAGGAUCGCAGGUUGAAUUAUCACGAGCACAUUUUCUCGUUGGUUUUCUCAUUCGAAAGCUCAGAGUAAAGAAAAACAAAGAGAUUGGAGCAUUGAGGUCGAUGUGAUUCACGAUGAAGGCGGUCAGGAUUCAUAAAUUUGGAGGUCCAGAAGUCCUGCAGUAUGAGGUGAACGUGCCCCUGCCGACCCUUGGUGACACGCAAGUGCUGAUCAGAACGUCAGCAGCAUGCGUCAGCCCAGUGGACGUCAUGACCGUCAGCGGCAAAUUUCUCGUGAAGCCCAAAUUGCCAUGGAUACCGGGAACUGACGCCGCUGGGAUUGUGGAGGCCGUUGGGUCACAGGUCAUGAAGUUCAAGGUCGGAGACCGGGUAUUUUGUGCUGGUGCCAAGUCCGGAGCAUAUGCAGAAAUGGUUGUUGCUGAAGAAUACCAAACCGGUUUCCUGGGACAGGAUAUGUCUUUCAAUGAGGGAGCUGCCAUCGGGGUGCCCUACUGCACCGCUUAUAGGGCCGUCUUACAGAAAGCCAAGGCGAGAGCUGGAGAGACUGUUCUCAUCCCUCACGUAGCCAGCAGCGCGGUGGGCCUGGCAGCCAUGCAAAUCUGUAAGUCUCUUGGUCUGAAGAUACUGGUCACUGCUGGAACAGAGACUGGCCUGGCACUGGCCAAGCAGCACGGCGCUGACGUGGCGGUCAACCACCGAGAGAAAGGAUACGAGGACAUCAUCUUAGAUGAAACAGACGGCACAGGCCCCGACAUCAUUCUGGAAAUGGCCGGACAAAGCAACCUCCAGCGGGACCUUCAGCUUCUCUCUGUUGGAGGGCGAAUAAUGAUAAUUGGAGGAGGUGGCGAGACGAAGGUUUGCCCGACCACCUUCAUGGUAAAGGAGGCAACUGUGAAAGGUGUCACACUGUCACAUGCUACAGACGAUGAAUGGACCGAGAUUACUGCAGGCUUAGAAGCAGGUGUCCAGUACAAGUGGGUGAAGCCUGUGGUGGACAAGACCUACCCCUUGUACCAGGUGGCCGUGGCUCACGAGGACAUCAUUGUCAACACCAGCGGGGGCUUGGGGAACCUGGUGCUGGAGAUACAGGAUCCGAUGGUGUGACACGAAAUUGUUUUUGCCUCUGACCCACUGAACUCUCCACCGAUUGAUAGUGGAAAAAUUCCAUGUGUACUCCAGACCUUGCCUGUACUGCUGUCAUAUCACCACCAAACCCACCGCGACGACAACCACCACCAUCACCAGGACUCCAUGUUGUCGAACAGUUUUCUUGCCAUGGGCAUCUUCCCUGUCGAGAUUUGUAUUCUGGGAGCUUCAUGCAGUGAAGUCUUGUUUCAGAUGGGCAUGUCCAUGUACCUGUCCAGCACAGGAGCACUGGUCUGAUGGAUCCAUGUGGAACCUGGUUAUCGACUGAUGCUAUCACUGAUCAUAAAAACCUCAUCAACAUUAUCAUCGCUUGCCACGUCGUCGCUUUUGAAUCAACCAAUCAUUGCUCCUCCCUCUUCUUUAUCAUAUUCUGGAUCCUGCUCCAACUACUGGUGGGUGUAGUCAGUUCAUGGUCUUCUCUACAUUCCAUCAAACGCCAUCUACUUUUAUCCACCUUUGCCUGCACCUGCAGUGUAUUCGGAGAGUAGACAAGCGAACUGAUAUUUAUACAAGCACAAGAAAGUAUCUGGCAAUCUGAGUCUUUACUGAAAUCAUCUUUCGAUGUCCUUUCUGUACACGAGCUGGGUACACAUAGCAUCUGGAGUGGCAAUGGACAACAAAAAGAUAACAAAGAACAUGAACAGCUUCAAGUCAAAUGUGUCAUUAUUUACAAAUAAUUUUAGUUUCACUAACCAUGAAAGUGAUAAAUCACUGUGUAUAUAUGAGUUCUGUGUGAGGACAACAGUUGUGGAUAUAGAAAAGCUUCCAGCAAAAUCAUGCGCCGUUUACAAAUAUUUGUUUAUUCACUUCAGUGGUAAUAAGCACGGAUGAAUAUCUGCUCACCGUAACUUAAUUCAAAAAAGUGUUUAAAUAGCUGAUAGCUCACAAACUUGUUUUUAAUUUGACAGAUGUUACGGGUUGGGCUGAUUAUUACACUUGAACUUUUUUCAAUAAAAUUAUUUAGCGCUGGGAUCUGUCACUAUAAACAUAUAAAUCCUUUAGAUAUAGCAGCCUUACAGAUCAUUACAGGCGGAAACAGAACAUAACUUCCAGCAGGCAGAAACAACAAUUGUAAAACUAUAGUCAUUGUGCCUUUCUGCCAACGAAACUUUAAGUAUUUUUAUUUGUUGUGAUUCAGUGUAUAUAUAAAUUUAAGAUGCCAUUAAAGAGCUGAAUUGGUUGAA
Molecule: messenger RNA, 3592 nt
Organism: Pomacea canaliculata
Lineage: Eukaryota; Metazoa; Mollusca; Gastropoda; Architaenioglossa; Ampullariidae
Product: quinone oxidoreductase-like
Exons: 9
Coding region: 1377-2366 (329 amino acids)
Cellular component (GO): cytosol
Molecular function (GO): quinone reductase (NADPH) activity; NADPH binding; mRNA 3'-UTR binding
Source: RefSeq, a predicted model, not a curated record